GGGGCGUAAGCACCGAUGGCACUCGAGGAUGGUGAUGGUGGUGGUGGUGAUGAAGGAGAAGGGGCAGGUGAUGAGGGACGGCGCGGGCGGCUGCGAGGGCGGGCAGGUGGGUAGGCACAGGUGGGCUGACGAGGCUGUUUUCUGUUUGCAGGUGAGGCGGGCUCGGAAGCGGUGGCCUGUCCGCUGUGCCGGGCUGUGGUGCCACGCACUGAGUUGCCCGCCCACCUCCGCCUCACUCCCGCCCGCGCCCGCAAGCCCACGCCCACGCCCUCCAGUGCCCCUUCUGCCUCAAGAAGUACUCCACUUGGAACUCCCUCAAGAAGCACAAGAGCGUAUACCACCGCGAACAGUCCUGGAACGCUCGGGGGUUUCAGCGGAUACUGGAGCGGGACAAGGAGAACACGUGAUAGGUGUGGCCCGGCCCCCCUCCCCUCCCUCCCACCACUCUUCCCCCAGCUGGUGCCGCUGCCCCGCCGUCGUUGCCGCCGCCGCAUCCGCCGCCGCAUCCGCCGCCGCCGCCGCCGCUCAUGUUGUCCUGUCAGGCCCACGUGGGCGACAAGUGCCAUGUUGUAACGCUUCUCUGCCAAAAGCAUAUUCCUAUUGGUGUGUCUUGAAGGCGCAACUAAACAUACUGAACCAUUGAACCUCAGAUUUAUGUUCAAAUGUUUCCACAGACUUGCCUUGCACAAGGCAAAUGUAACAAAAUAUUUCUUUCAUAUACUUUUAUGCAGAAUUAUUUUGUAUAAUAAGAUAGAAAUGUAAAUCUAAGUCCAAUAUUAGUUUUUGUUUUACUUUUUAAUAAGAGAAGCUAAAUGAUGAUGCAUGCGUGUCUAACGCAUUAGGAUACUAGUCGGCUUAGCAAGCUCUGCUAACUUUGUGUGUAACACGUAGAUGCUUUGUAACGAUCCUAGUGUAGCUCUAGUCCUACCUCAACAAUAAAUUGGAAAACUUAA
Messenger RNA from Penaeus vannamei (Pacific white shrimp), 953 nucleotides. NCBI's taxonomy places the organism in Eukaryota, Metazoa, Arthropoda, Malacostraca, Decapoda, Penaeidae. The record is from RefSeq and is a predicted model, not a curated record.